This is a messenger RNA of Oncorhynchus masou masou (cherry salmon), 15125 nucleotides long. RefSeq names its product C-C chemokine receptor type 6-like. NCBI's taxonomy places the organism in Eukaryota, Metazoa, Chordata, Actinopteri, Salmoniformes, Salmonidae. The record is from RefSeq and is a predicted model, not a curated record. The coding region runs from base 13163 to 14356 and encodes 397 amino acids. Gene Ontology annotation, biological process: calcium-mediated signaling; cell chemotaxis; positive regulation of cytosolic calcium ion concentration. The transcript has 6 exons. Gene Ontology annotation, cellular component: external side of plasma membrane; membrane. Gene Ontology annotation, molecular function: C-C chemokine receptor activity; C-C chemokine binding.
ACACCAUGACUGACCCACCGCCAAACCGGUCAUGCUGGAGGAUGUUGCAGGCAACAGAACGUUCUCUAAGGCGUCUCCAGACUGUCACGUCUGUCACAUGUGUUCAGUGUGAACCUGCUUUCAUCUGUGAAGAGCACAGGGCGUCAGUGGCGAAUUUGCCAAUCUUGGUAUUCUCUGGCAAAUGCUAAACGUCCUGCACGGUGUUGGGCUGUAAGCACAACCCCCACCUGUGGACGUCGGGCCCUCAUACCACCCUCAUGGAGUCUGUUUCUGACCGUUUGAGCAGACACAUGCACAUGUGUGGCCUGCUGGAGGUCAUUUUGCAGGGCUCUGGCAGUGUUCCUCCUUGCACAAAGGCGGAGGUAGCGGUCCUGCUGCUGGGUUGUUGCCCUCCUACGGCCUUCUCCACGUCUCCUGAUGUACUGGCCUGUCUCCUGGUAGCGCCUCCAUGCUCUGGACACUACGCUGACAGACACAGCAAACCGUCUUGUCACAGCUUGCAUUGAUGUUCCAUCCUGGAUGAGCUGCACUACCUGAGCCACUUGUGUGGGUUGUAGACUCCGUCUCAUGCUACCACUAGAGUGAAAGCACCGCCAGCAUUCAAAAGUGACCAAAACAUCAUCCAGGAAGCAUAGGAACUGAGAAGUGGUCUGUGGUCACCACCUGCAGAACCACUCCUUUAUUGGGGGUGUCUUGCUAAUUGCCUAUAAUUUCCACCUGUUGUCUAUUCCAUUUACACAACAGCAUGUGACAUUUAUUGUCAAUCAGUGUUGCUUCCUAAGUGAACAGUUUGAUUUCACAAAAGUGUGAUUGACUUGGAGUUACAUUGUGUUGUUUAAGUGUUCCCUUUAUUUGUUUGAGCAGUGUAGUAGGUAAGACUAACAUAGUUACUGGGUUAGUUCUCAACUGUCCUAAUGGUUGAUAUAGUAGGUAAGACUAACAUAGCUACUGGGUUAGUUCCUAACUGUCCUAAUGGUUGAAAUAGUAGGUAAGACUAACAUAGCUACUGGGUUAGUUCCUAACUGUCCUAAUGGUUGAAAUAGUAGGUAAGACUAACAUAGCUACUGGGUUAGUUCCUAACUGUCCUAAUGGUUGAAAUAGUAGGUAAGACUAACAUAGCUACUGGGUUAGUUCCUAACUGUCCUAAUGGUUGAAAUAGUAGGUAAGACUAACAUAGCUACUGGGUUAGUUGUCAACAUUUCCUCGCAAAUAUUUCCGUGCCACAACUAACUCUUCCUAUCGCUUCAAGUCUUCUUACCAUUUGCAAAUAAAUGCGAGCUAACCCACUUAAAUAAACAGGAGCAACUUUAAACGUCUGUUUUUAUGUUAUUUUUGUUGUAUUGUUCCUUAUGAUACCAGACAGGGCGAGGAGGCCAGCCACAGUGACACCAGUCUGAACUUCGUCUCUCUAAAGGGUAAAGGUCAGGGUCACGUGGUGUCGAGGCACAGCGAGGCAUCUGGGGACAAUGGCAACGCCCCUGUGGCGAGCCUGAAGUAGGGUCUCGAGGGCGGAGGAGAAAGCAGACGAGGGCGACUCGUUCUAAACCACAGAACCUAUGGCUGGUGAGGAUGCUUUGACCACUGGGAAGCUUCGUCCACUCUCUGAGGGAGGAGAGCCUCUCAGGGCGCUCCUUUACUCCAAUGAGGAGCGGCACGGCCUCAAUGUGAGAGCAGCAGAUUUGGGGAGGGGAGUGGGCAGCAGCACCCAGGUCUCCCUUCUUUUGGACCCGGCCAGCCAACGGAGUGCUGCAGGUGGGGGGGUCCCACUCAGGAGAAUCCCACCACAGAGACCUCUCAGGCAGCAGGAAUGAACAGCCUUAAUUCGUUGAGGCAUGGACUCUACAAGUUGUCGAAAGCGUUCCACAGGGAUGUUGGCCCAUGUUGACUCCAAUGCUUCCCACAGUUGUCAAAUUGGCUGGAUGUCCUUUGGGUAGAGGACCAUUCUUGAUGCACACAGGAAACUGUAGAGCGUGAAAAACCCAGUGACAUCAAUAAGGGAUCACAGCUUUCACCCGGAUUCACCUGGUCAGUCUGUCAUGGAAAGAGCAGGUGUUCAUUAUGUUUUAUACACUCAGUGAAUACUGGAAUAGAGGAUACAUCUCCAGCGUCACUAUGUGAAAGGUAAAUGCUUUUAUUUCUGCCAUUUUUUUCUGUCAAGCUCUAUUACACUUGAUUGAUGUGACUAGGUUUGUUAGGGGUUUUAGUUGUGAAGUAAUGAAUUAUUUCAGGUACUUUACACUCCAAAGACAAAAGGAUCUUCCGCGCAGGGUUCUAAAUAAACAGAGUUUAAAAACGAGCGGACAAUUAGGAAAAGCUCAAACCAAGUUUAUUGACCCAAUGGGUCAGACAGCUGAACAGACAAAUACAUGUUCCUUCCCAGCACAAGUAUUUAUACCCCACUUCAGUCUCCUCCUUUUCUCUGAACAUCACGUCUUUAUUGCUAGGCAGGGAGUUAGAUUGUGGGUAAUAAACUGUUCUUUCUUCCUUAAUGUACCUGACCUGACCUCUGCCCCCAUUCCUCACUAAUCCACAGCUCUCCAAUCCUAUCAGUGACACAACCAUGUGAUUGCCUUUCCUUUACUCUGUAACAGUCCAAGUCCCUGGCUCAUAUCCAACCUUAAUUGACCCCCACCAUAUACAUUCCUCCUACAGAAAACCAUUCACUUCUUCUGCAGCACGUAUUUAAAAUUACAACCCAACAACUGAAACCAGACUGUGUCCCUUCUCCUUUCCAUAGGAUACCUGAUGUCUAACAAUAACAUGUUCUGACAGAGUGUAAACGUUCUGCCUUCCCCUUUCUCCCUCAGUAGCAUGAACAGGGAUAUUCAUAUUUCAAGUUUAGAAGUCAGAACCCAUCAGGGGUAUGAUGUUAACCCAGUUCCAUCUCAAUUUCUUUAUUUUCUAUGUUUUGUAAUACCUAAUAUAUAUUACAGCAAAUAAUAUGGCUAAACUCUGAUUAGAUAGAGGAUAAACCAGUUUUCUUGAAGAGAAUGUAUAAGGAAGGUAUCAUGUUUAUUAAUGACAUUGUCAACAACAACGGUAAAAUUGUCACACGAGCAAUCAAUCAGGGUGUGUGGAGAAGUCAAUACAAAAUUAGCACCAACCUAUCGCAGCUCUGCCACAAAAAUGGAAGCGCCAUUACAUGAGAGAAAAAGGAAUAAACAGGUUUGUCUGCCACCAAUUAAAUGGCUUAAAAUGACCAAUAGAAUUUGCUACAAAAAGUGAACAGUCAGAGUGAUGCAGAUUUUGCCACGUUGAACCAGAAUCAAUAGAGCAUCACUUUUGGUACUGUCCUUCACUGGAUUGUUGUUGGAGUCCGGUCCAGGAAUGGUUGUUAUGUGAUGAUAUCAGGGCAUGAUUGGACCUGCAAACCGGAUUGCUGGGGGAAAUGUCAUUCUACUGUUGGGAUUUUUUUUAAUUUUAGGGCAAUUUGGUCAGAAAUGUUGCAGAUGGGAAGGUUCAAGUCCCUAGUGAGACACCACGGUAGAAUGGAGGGAUGUAUUGCAGGUGAAAAUAUGAUUUACUGGGAAAGAUGGGUUGAACUGUGGUUGUAUGAAUUAAUGAGUGUUGGAAUAAAUACAUAUGCAUGCACAGUAUAAAUGUUUGAGGUCCUCCAAUCAGGAGUGAGGGUGGGGAUUUUGUGUUUAUGCGUGUUUGGUUUCACACUGUGGGCAGGGGCUUUGCCCUGCCGGCAUCUCGGGGCAAGCACAUCCACUGACCAGAGCACCCACUGAUGCGAGCGGCCAUUCAUAUUGUCUUGGUAUUGUUUUUAUACUUAAAAAAUACCUCUGUCUUAACAGAUGAUGACAUUGACUAUGAUGAUGACUUUAACAGCCAUCCUUCAGAUAUCUCUCAGAGUGAGGUGAGCAUUGGAGGAGAGAUCGAGGAGGUUUCCAUCGAGGGACCUGAACAACAGUAAUAAGGUAUGUAUGAUAGUAAGGAUAACAGGCAUUCAACCCUACGUAUCUGUGUUCAGAUAGUGAGCAGCAGUGGGUUCCUCUGGUAGUCUAGACUCAGAAACAGGAAGUGAUUUACUGCUGUUUUGUUCAGGUUUAGUUCUAUGUAGAGAAAAGGAAAGCUGCUUGAAGACGUACAUUUGCAAAUGUCAGAGAUAAGCAAUCGGUGAAUUAAAAAUCCCGGUAUAGUGUGGGUAUAUGAAUCUAAAUGGAAUCAACAGUUUAUUCUCUUUGAGUACACUACAUGACCAAAAGUAUGUGGACACCUGCUUGUCCAAUACCUCAUUCCAAAAUCAUGGGCAUUAAUACGGAGUCGGUUCCCCCUUUGCUGCUAUAGCAGCCUCCUCUUCUGGGGAGGCUUUCCACUAGGUAUUGGAACAUUGCUGCGGGGACUUGCUUCCAUUCAGUCACGAGCGUUAGUGAGGUUGGGCACUGAUGUUGGGCAAUUAUGCCUGGCUCGCAGUCGGUAUUCCAAUUCAUCCCAAAGGUGUUUGAUGGGGUUGAUGUCAGAGCUCUGCAGGCCAGUCAAGUUAUUUGACACUGAUCUCAACAAACCAUUUCUGUGUGGACCUCGCUUUGUGCGCGGACAGGAAAGGAUCUUCCCCAAAGUUGGAAGCACAGAAUCGUCUAGCAUGUCAUUGUAUGCUGUAGCAUUAAGAUUCCCCUUCACUGGAACCAAGGGCCCUAACCUGAACCACGAAAAAUAGCCCCAGGCCAUUAUUACUCCUCCAUCAAACUUUACAGUUGGCACUAUGCAUUCGGGCAGGUAGCGUUCUCCUGGCUUCUGUCAAACCUAGAUUAGUCCGUCAGACUGCCAGAUGGUGAAGCAGGAUUCAUCACUCCAGAGAACGCGUUUCCACAGCUCCAGAGUCCAAUGGCGAUGAGCUUUACACCACUCCAGCUGAUGCUUGGCAUUGCACAUGGUGAUCUUCGGCUUGUGUGCGGCUGCUCGGCCAUGGAAACCCAUUUCAUUAAGCUCCCGAUGAACAGUUCUUGUGCUGAGGUUGCAUCCAUGCAGUUUUGAACUCUGUAUUGAGUGUUGCAACGAGGACAGACCAUUUUUACUCGCUUCAGCCGGUCCUGUUUCUUGAGCUUGUGUGGCCUACCCCUUCACAAUAACAGCACUAACAGUUGACCGGGGAAGCUCUAGCAGGGCAGAAAUUUAUUUGACAAGUUGACUUGUUGGAAAGGUGGCAUCCUAUAAUGGUGCCACGUCGAAAGUCACUGAGCUUCAGUAAAGCCAUUCUACUGCCAAUGUUUGUCUAUGGGGAUUGCAUGGCUGUGUGCUCAAUUUCAUACCUGUCAGCAACAGGUGUGCCAGAAAUAGCAGAAUCCUCUCAUUUGAAUGGGUGUCCACAUGCAGUGCACUCUGAAUGUUUUCAGACCCCUUCACUUUCCAUAUUUUGUUACAUUAUAGCCUUAUUCUAAAAAUGACUAAAUAUGUUUUCCCCAUAAUGACAAAGCAAAAACAUUUUUUAAUUUUUCGCAAAUGUAUUAAAAAUUGUAAACUGAAAUCACAUUUACAUAAUUAUUCAGACCCUAUACUCAGUACUUUGUUGAAGCACCUUUGGCAGUGAUUACAGCCUUGAGUCUUCUUGGGUAUGAUGCUACAAGCUUGGCACCAGUAUUUGGGGAGUUUCUCCCAUUCUUCUCUGCAUAUCCUCUCAAGCUCUGUCAGGUUGGAUGGGGAGCUAUUUUCAGGUCUCUCCAGAGAUGUACGAUCAGGUUAAACUCUGGGCUCUGGCUGGGCCACUCAAGGACAUUCAGUGACUUGUCCCGAAGCCAUUCCUGCGUUGUCUUGGCUGUGUGCUUCGGGUCUGAGGUCCUGAGCACUCUGAAGCAGGUUUUCAUCAAGGAUCUCUCCGUACUUUGCUCCGUUCAUCUUUCCCUCCCAGUCCCUGAAAACAAUCUCUACCGCAUGAUGUCGCCACCACCAUGCUUCACCAUAAGGAUGGUUCCAGGUUUCAUCUAGAUGUGACGCUUGGCAUGAAGGCCGAAGAGUUCAACCUUGGUUUCAUCAGACCACAGAAUCUUGUUUCUCAUGGUCUGAGUCCUUUAGGUGCCGUUAGGCAAAUUCCAAGCGGGCUGUCAUGUGCUUUUUACUAAGGAGUGGCUUCCGUCUGCCACUCUACCAUAAAGGUAGAGAGAUGGUUGUCCUUCUGGAAGGUAUUCCCAUCUCCACAGAGAAACUCUGAAGCUUUGUCAGAGUGAACAUCGAGUUCUUGGUCACGUCCCUGACCAAGGCCCUUCUCCCCCGAUUGCUCUGUUUGGCCAGGCGGCCAGCUCUAGGAAGAGUCCUAGUGGUUCCAAACUUCUUCCAUUUAAGAAUGAUGGAGGCCACUGUGUUGUUGGGGACCUUCAAUGAUGCAGAAAUGUUUUGGUUCCCUUCCCCAGAUCUGUGCCUCGACACAAUCCUGUCUCGGCGCUCUAUGUACAAUUCCUUCAACCUCAUGGCUUGGUUUUUGCUCUGACAUCACUGUCAACAGUGGGACGGGUGUGGUUCUUUCCAAAUCAUGUCCAAUCAAUUGAAUUUACCACAGGUGGACUCUCAUCAAGUUGUAGAAACUUCUCAAGGAUGAUCAAUGGAAACCGGAUAAACCUGAGCUCAAUUUCGAGUCUCAUUGCAAAGUAUCAGUCAAUAGUUCAGACAUCUACUCAUUCAAGGGUUUUUCUUUAUUUUGACUAUUUUCUACAUUGUAGAUUAAUAGCGAAGACAUCAAAACAAUGAAAUAACACACAUGGAAUCAUGUAGUAACCAAAAAAUUGUUAAACAAAUCAAAAUAUAUUUUAUAUUUGAGAUUACUCAAAGUAGCCACCCUUUGCCUUGAUGACAGUUUUGCACACUCUUCACAUUCACUCAACCAGCUUCAUGAGGUUGACUGCAUUUGAAUUAACAGAUGUAACUUGUUAAGUUAAUUUGUGGAAUUUCUUCCCAUCUUAAUGCGUUUGAGCCAAUCCGAUGUGUUGUGGCGAGGUAGGGAUGGUAUACAGAAGAUAGCCCUAUUUGGUAAAAGACCAAGUCCAAAUUAUGGCAAGAACAGUUCAAAUGAACAAACAGAAAUGACAGUUCCUCAUUACUUUAAGACAUGAAGGUCAGUCAAUCGAGAAAAUUUCAAGAACUUUGAAAGUUUCUUCAAGUGCAGACGCAAGAACCAUCAAGCGCUAUGAUGAAACUGGCCCUCAUGAGGACCUCCACAGGAAGUUACCUAUGCUGCAGAGGAUAAGUUGAAGUUACCAGCCUCAGAAAUCGCAGCCCAAAUAAAUUCUUCAAGUAAUACUCAUUUCAACUCUUCAUAGGAGACUGCGCGUAUCAAGCCUUCAUCUUCAAAUUGUUGCAAAGAAACGACUACUAAAGAACACCAAUAAGAAGAGACUUGCUUGGGCCAAGAAACACGAGCAAUAGACAUUAGACCGGUGGAAAUCUGUCCUUUUGGUCUGAUGAGUCCAAAUUUGAGAUUUUUGGUUCCAACUGCUGUGUCUUUGUGAGAUGCAGAGUAGGUGAACGGAUGAUCUCUGCAUGUGUGGUUCUUAACUUGAAGCAUGGAGGAGAAGGUGUGAUUGUGUGGGGUUACUUUCCUGAUGACACUGUCUGUGAUUUAUUUAGAAUUCAAGGUACACUUAACUAGCAUUGCUACCACAGCAUUCUGCAGCAAUAUGCCAUCCUAUCUGGUUUGUGCUUAGUGGGACUAUCAUUUGUUUUUCAACAGGACAAUGACCCAACACACCUCCAGGCUGUGUAAGGGCUAUUUGACAAAGGAGAGUGAUGGAGUGCUGCAUCAGAUGACCUGACUUCCACAAUCACUUGACCUCAACCCAAUUUAGAUGGUUUGGGAUGAGUUGGACCGCAGAAUGAAGGAAAAGCAGCCAACAAGUGCCCAGCAUAUGUGGAAACUCCUUCAAGAUGGUUGGAAAAGCAUUCCUCAUUAAGCUGGUUGAGAGAAUUCCAAGAGUGUGUAAACCUGUCAUCAAGGCAAAGGGUGACUACUAUAUGGUCAUUUGUUUAACCUGUUUUUGGUUACUAUAUAGUUUGAUGAGAUCACUCAGGACCUCAGUGUAUCUCAGCUCAGCCAGACUCAAGGAGCUGACUACAUGGAGGUGGUGGCAUGACAGUCCAUCAGCCAUACACCACACAGGCCAUUUCUACUAUGUUAACUAUUAUUUAUGUUGUCUGUACCAGAGGAGGCUGGUGGGAGGAGCUAUGUGAGGAUGGGCUCAUUGUAAUGGUAUCUUUGGAAAGGAGUUAAACGUGGUUUCAUCAUUUGAUACCGUUCCAUUAAUUCCAUCACAGCCAUUACAAUGAGCCCAUCCUCCUAUAGCUCCUCCCACCAGCCUCCUGUGGUGUGUACAUAGUUUGUGUACACAAACCUAAUAAAAUUACCACUUACCCAGAUUGUUCUUGAAGACUGUUUCUAUUGUGCUCCUUUAUAACAUGUAAAUAGAUGAAUGUCAAGGAUCUCAGGGUUGAUACAUGGAUGACAUGUUUUCUGUCAUUCUGAAACCACAAUGGGGGAGUUUACUGUAAUUUAUGCUGUGGCAUUAAGAUACAUUGGCAGACGGUUUCAACCACAAAGACCAGGGUGUUUUUUCUUGCAAAGAAGGGAGCCUUAAAAAAAAAAUGAAGGCAGACAUUGAAUAUCCCUUUGAGCAUGGUGAGGUUAAUAAUUACAUUUUGGAUGGUGUAUCAAUACGUCCAGUCAGUACAAAGAUACAGGUGUCCUUCCUAACUCGGUUGCCAGAGAGAAAGGAAUAUGCUCAGGGAUUUCACCAUGAGGCCAAUGGUGACUUUUUAAAACAGUUAAGAAUGUAAUGGCAGCACGUGACUUAACCCCACAGUCCCAUUAGGGUGAUUUCUCCCUUUCUCAGCUGUCUAUCAACAGUCUCCUUGAUUCCAAGGCCCGAAUGCAUAUUUAGACUCUGACCCAUCCCAGGUCAGUGGCUGUUGUUGUCGGCAGAUGAAGACGCAAGUUUGGCUGCUGACCAAGUUACCAGGAAGAUUUGUGUGCAUCCAUAAAGUGAGUUGUGGGUUUACUCUUGUGGGUUUUAUGCUGUUAGCAAUUCUGACUUGUUACUUUCUUACAUUUUAACUACAUACUGUACUGUUUAACAUGAAGCUAAUGUUUGUGUAUAUUUCAGCUUUGACAUAUAUACAGUUAAAGUCGGACGUUUACAUACACCUUAGCCAAAUACAUUUAAACUCAGCUUUUCACAAUUCCUGACAUUUAAUCUUAGUAAAAAUUCCCUGUCUUAGGUCAGUUAGAAUCACCACUUUAUUUUAAGAAUGUGAAAUGUCAGAUUAAUAGUAGGGAAUGAUUUAUUUCAGCUUUUAUUUAUUUCAUCACAUUCCCAGUGGGUCAGAAGUUUACAUGCACUCAAUUAGUAUUUGGUAGCAUUGCCUUUAAAUUGUUUCACUUGGGUAAAAGUUUCGGGUAGCCUUACACAAGCUUCCCACAAUAAGUUGGGUGAAUUUUGGCCCAUUCCUCCUGACAGAGCUGGUGUAACUGAGUCAGGUUUGUAGGCCUCCUUGCUCACACAUGCUUUUUCAGUUCUGCCCACGCAUUUUCUAUAGGAUUGAGGUCAGGGCUAUGUGAUGGCCACUCCAAUACCUUGACUUUGUUGUCCUUAAGCCAUUUUGCCACAACUUAGGAAGUAUGCUUGGGAUAUUUGUCCAUUUGGAAGACCCAUUUGCGACAAAGAUUUAACUUCCUGACUGACAUUUUGAGAUGUUGCUUCAAUAUAUCCACAUAAUUUUCCAUCCUCAUGAUGUCAUCUAUUUUGUGAAGCGCACCAGUCCCUCCUGCAGCAAAGCACCCCCACAACAUGAUGCUGCCACCCCCGUGCUUCACGGUUGGGAUGUUGUUCUUCGGGUUGCAAGCCUCUCCCUUUUUCCUCAAACAUAACUAUGGUCAUUAUGGCCAAACAGUUCUAUUUUUGUUUCAUCAGACUGGAGGACAUUUCUCCAAAAAGCACCAUCUUUGUCUGGCUUUUAUUAUGGCGGUUUUGGAGCAGUGGUUUCUUCCUUGCUGAGCGGCCUUUCAGGUUAUGUCGAUAUAGGACUCGUUUUACUGUGGAUAUAGAUACUUUUGUACCUGUUUCCUCCAGCAUCUUCACAAGGUCCUUUGCUGCUGUUCUGGGAUUGAUUUGCACUUUUCGCACCAAAGUAUGUUCAUCUCUAGGAGACAGAACGCGUCUCCUUCCUGAGCGGAUGACGGCUGUGUGGUCCUAUGGUGUUUAUACUUUCGUACUAUUGUUUGUACAGAUGAACGUGGUACCUUCAGACGUUUGGAAAUUGCUCCCAAAGAUGAACCAGACUUGUGGAGGUCUACAAUUUUUUUCUGAGGUCUUGGCUGAUGUCUUUUGAUUUUCCCAUGAUGUCAAGCAAAGAGGCACUGAGUUUGAAGGUAGGCCUUGAAAUACAUCCACAGGUACAUCUCCAAUUGACUUAAAUUAUGUCAAUUAGCCUAUCAGAAGCUUCUAAAGCCAUGACAUCAUUUUCUGUAUUUUUCCAAGCUGUUUAAAGGCACAGUCAACUUAGUGUAUGUAAACUUCUGACCCACUAGAAUUGUGAUACAGUGAAUUAUAAGUGAAAUAAUCUGUAAACAAUUGUUGGAAAAAUGACUUGUGUCAUGCACAAAGUAGAUGUCCUAACCGACUUGCCAAAACUAUAGUUUAACAAGAAAUUUGUGGAGUGGUUGAAAAAUGUGUUUUAAUGACUCCAACCUAAGUGUAUGUAAACCUUAAUUGCAUGAGUAUUUAUUCAUAAUGUUAGUUUAGAGAUGGUUAUUGUGUAGCCUGUAGUUUCUGCACAUACUAUCACUGUGCAUCCAUAGUUUUCACUGGUGCCAUGGCUUGUUGAACAACAAUAUAAACACAACAAUCAACAAUUUAAAAGAUUUUACUGAGUUACAGUUCAUAUGAGGAUAUUGGUCAAUUGAAAUUUAAUCAUGAGGUCCUAACCUAUGGAUUUCACCUGACUUGGAAUACAGAUAUCUAUCUGUUGGUUACAGAUACCUUAUAAAAAAAUCAAAUGGGCCUCACAAUGGGCCUCAGGAUCACCUCACGGUAUUUCUGUACAUUCAAAUUGCCAUCAAUAAAAUGCAAUUGUGUUUGUUGUCCGUAGCUUAUGCCUGCCUUCCCAUACCAUAACCCCACCUCCACCAUCAGGCGCUGUGUUCACAACGUUGACAUCAGCAAACCCCUCGCCCACACGACGCCAUACACGUGUUCUGUGGUUGUGAGGCCAGUUGGACAUACUGCCAAAUUCUCUAAAACAUUACAUUCUCUGGCAACAGUUCUGGUGGGCAUUCUUACAGUCAGCAUGCCAAUUGCAUGCUCCCUCAACUUGAGAACUGUGGCAUUGUGUUUUUGUUUUUUGUCCUGGUGCCACAGGGUUGUAAAUUACAAUACGCAUGCGGGAGCUCCAAGAAUCGUCUGAAACUUUUAUUAGGUAACAUGUAAAGUGUUUUAUGAGCUGAAAUAAUAGAACAUUUCUCAACUUUUGUGCACAAAUUUGUUAACAUCCAUGUUAGUGAGCAUUUCUCCUUUGCCAAAAUGAUCCAGGACUUGUUUAGCAUAUCAAGGAGCUGAUACAACAGAAUGAACAUUACACAGGUGCACCUUGUGCUGUGGACAAAAGUCCACUUUAAAAUGUGCAGUUUUGUCACAACACAAUGCUGCAGAUGUCUCAAGUUGAGGGAGCUUGCAAAUGGCAUGCUGGACUGCAAGAAUGUCCACCAGAGCUGAUGCCAGAGAAUUUAAUGUUUACUUCUCUACCAUAAGCCGCCUCCAACGUAAAUAUAGAGAAUUUGUCAGUACAUCCAACCGGCCUCACAGCAGCAGACCACGUGUAUGGCGUCGUAUGGGCGAGCAGGUUUGCUGAUGUCAACAUUGUGAACAAAGUGCCCCACAGUGGGGUUAUGGUAUGGGCAGGCAUAAGCUACGGACAACAAACACAAUUGCAUUUUAAACAUGGCAAUUUGAAUGCACAGAGAUCAGUGAUGAGAUCCUGAGGCCCAUUGUCGUGCCAUUUAUCCACCGCCACCACAUCAUGUUUCAGCAUGAUAAUGCACUGCCCCAUGUUGCAAGGAUCUGUACACACUUCCUGAAAGCUGAAAAUAUCCCAGUUCUUCCAUCGCCUGCAUAUUCACCACGUCACCCACUGAGCAGGUUUGGGAUGCUCUGGAUUGACCCGUACGACAGCGUUCCCACCAAUAUCCAGUUCCCACCAAUAUCCAGCAACUUUGCACAGCCAUUGAGGAGUGGGAAAGCAUUCCACAAUCAAAAGCCUGAUCAACUCUAUGCGAAGAAGUGUCACGCUGCAUGAGGCAAAUGGUGGUCACACACAGGAUGAAAUAUAGAUAUAAAAUAACACACACCCUCUAACACGUGACCACAGGAACAGGAUGGCCUGGCCGGAGGCCCAUAUUUGGACAUGUGAACGUCUUCAUGACACAGGGUCAUAAAUCAAUUACUUUGACGCGUGCCGUCUACUUUAUUCUCUCUUACAACGUAUUGACUCGGGUGUGAAUACUUAUGUAAAUUAGAUAUUUUGUUAUUUUAUUUCAAAUAAAAUAGCAAACAUUUCUCAAAACAUGUUUUCACUUUGUCAUUAUGUGGUAUUGUCUGCAGAUGAGUGAGAGAAAAAAUAUACUUUCAAUACAUUUUUAAUUUGGACUGUAACAAAAUGUGGAAUAAGUCAAGGGGUAUGAAUACUUUGAGGGAACUGUAAAAUGUAUGUAUGCUUUAUUCACAUGAUAGUACUAAUCAGUGACACCGCUUUGCUAAAUAUCAAGUACUUUGAUCUUUGACACUUUAUCCCCCAAGUAAUGCAUGUCUGCAAAAUAAUGCACACUGUUUCCAGUGUACCUAAUAUUCAAGAUAGUUGAAUGAAUAGAAGUGAGCAAUCAGUCAAUACGUUUCAAAGGUCAAUAAAGAGUUAAGGUGUAAUGAGCAUGUUUCUUGAGUUCUUCUGCUCAGAUCGUGUGAUCUGCAGGUGUCAGCCAACAGGUUGUUAUUUGAGAACGUCAAGUGCAUGCUGCGACACUGCUUGGUUCCACAGCUGACAGCCUUGGUUGAUCAAAUGCAGAAAAACUUUACUUCUUCCUGUUUUCUCUAAUUGAGAGAUUCUGAGGUUCACAGCUUCCUUUCAAACUUGGCUUAAAAUAGUCCCAAGAGUCUUUUGAAACGAUUACUCCGUUAUUCUGGAGAAAAUGAACUAUACGGAUAAUGGCGAGGAAACAGUUAACAAUUCAGUGGCGUAUGACUAUGAUUUGGUGGAGCCAUGCAAUAUGGAAGAAAACAACAGUGUGGAGAGAGUGGUGCGACUCUACAUCCACUCUGUCAUCUGCAUCCUGGGUUUACUGGGCAACAUCCUGGUGAUCGUCACCUACUCCUUCUACAAGAAGGCCAAGUCCAUGACGGAUGUCUACCUUCUGAACGUGGCCAUAGCCGACAUGCUGUUUGUGGCGGCUCUGCCCCUGAUCAUCUACAAUGAGCAGAGUGACUGGGCCAUGGGGAUGGUGGCCUGUAAGGUUCUCCGCGGGGCCUACAGCGUCAACCUGUACAGUGGCAUGCUAUUGUUAGCUUGUAUUAGCACCGACCGCUACAUUGCUAUCGUCCAGGCCCGUCGCUCCUUCCGGCUCCGCUCCCUGAUCUACAGCCGCAUCAUCUGCGCUGCAGUCUGGAGCCUGGCCCUGCUCCUCUCUGUCCCCACCUUUGUCUACUACGAGCGUUAUGUGCCUGCACACAGCACCAUUGGAAAUUAUAAUGACAACUAUGAUAACAACAAUGCUACAACACUGUUUGAUCUGGAGAACAACAUAUUCUUAGAAGAGGAGGAGGAGGAGGAGGAGGACUAUGUAGUCUGCAACUUCAAGUUCCCAGACAACGCCACGGCCCGUCAGAUGAAGAUCCUGGUCCCGAGCACCCAGAUGGCGGUGGGCUUCUUCCUGCCCCUGUUGGUCAUGGGCUUCUGCUACGCCAACAUCAUUGUCACGCUGCUGCGUGCCAAGAACUUCCAGAGGCACAAGGCGGUGCGCGUGGUGCUGGCUGUGGUGGUCGUGUUUAUCAUCUGUCAUCUGCCCUACAACGCCGCACUACUCUACGACACGGUCAACAAGUUCCAUACCCAGACCUGCAGUCAGGUGGAUACCACCGAAGUGGCCAAGACAGUGACAGAAACGGUGGCCUACCUGCACUGCUGCCUCAACCCGGUCCUAUACGCCUUCAUCGGGGUGAAGUUCAGGAACCACUUCAGGAAGAUUGUGGAGGAUGUGUGGUGCAUUGGGAAGAGGGUCAUGAAUCCCCGACGCUUCUCGAGGGUCACGUCAGAGAUGUAUGUCUCCACUGUCCGCAGGUCUAUGGAUGGAUCCUCUACAGACAACGCAUCUUCUUUCACCAUGUGAGGACGAGACCCUGUGGUGGAGACUGCUACUGCUGUGAACCUUAGCGCAGGCUGAUACAUUUAUCAAUGUACCUAUGCCAUCUUUAUUGAAUGUUUCCAUAAGCCUUACAUGGAAUAAUCAAUGUAAAAUAAGUGUUUAUUUAAAUGAUAACUACUGUAAUGACAACUGUUUCUACUUGCUGUUUAUGGUUUAUGCAUAUGAUAUAUCGGUUGUUGCUUUUAUGCAGUUCUGUCUUUGGUUAAUGCACAAUUGCGGUUUAUGUCUGUGUUUGAACGUAUUUUGAAAGACAAAAUAAAAAACACUUUUUUAUGGCCUAUAUUAAUUUCCUAAUGUAUUUAUUAACGGAAGGACAAUACUCCGUAAUCUGGGUUUCAGCCAUGGCAAACUGCUCACAAUUAGUAGAAGUAACAGCGUUGUUAUUGUUACCCAGUAGAUGGCGCCAUUUACACUCUUUACACUAUGUCUCUACACAGUCUGGAAUGAAGCGUUGUAAAAUCAGUGCGGAGACAGCUUCCCUAGAAUUAAGUGAGUUCUACAAAGAUAAGGCAGUAUUGUUGUUUAAGAAAGCCAAAUACUAGGUCAUAUUUGAUUUGAGUGAAAUGAUGUUAUUGCCUUAGGUAAUUGGUUCAUAGGACAGACAGCCUCAUAUGCACUAUUUAGUUAGUGAAUGUUCUUGUCAACGUAAUGUUACAAUUGUUGCUAGUUUACAACCUUUGGGGCUUGAUUGCUGUCAUUUGUGCUCACUUGCUAAUUAAAGAUCCUAAUGUAA